This is a messenger RNA of Liolophura sinensis, 1429 nucleotides long. RefSeq names its product melatonin receptor type 1A-like. The transcript has 3 exons. Lineage: Eukaryota; Metazoa; Mollusca; Polyplacophora; Chitonida; Chitonidae. The coding region runs from base 1 to 918 and encodes 305 amino acids. Gene Ontology annotation, molecular function: G protein-coupled receptor activity. The record is from RefSeq and is a predicted model, not a curated record. Gene Ontology annotation, biological process: G protein-coupled receptor signaling pathway. Gene Ontology annotation, cellular component: membrane.
AUGAAUCUUACAACAUUUGGAAUGGGCGUUAACCACACCGAUGUUCCUCUGCUGCAGAAAAAUCCGCCAUUGGCAAUUACAUAUAUCACAAUCCUCAGUGUCUGCGGUGUUUCUGGAACUUUUGGAAACAUCCUGGUGAUCGUCUCGAUCUUGGCUACAAAGAAAAUUCGGACUAUUGGGAACAUGUUUAUCUUGAAUCUGGCUGUGGCUGAUCUCCUUGUGUGUUCUGUGUUGGACAGUUCCGCUGUUACAGGUGCCAUCUUGGGAAAGAUGUUUUAUGACGACCGUCCUGUCCUGUGUGAGGUAGCUGGUGGGCUUGUGGUUAUCUCGUGCUUGGCCUCUAUCGCUGGCGUAGCACUUGUCAGCUUUCAUAGAUUCGUCCAUAUUUGUUUCUCAGUAUACUGUGACAAACUGUUCACCAGGCUAUCCACAAGUGUUCUGAUCGCUGUUGUCUGGACAAUUACUAUCCUCUCUGACGUUCGCUAUCUCCUCAAAUGGCACAGCCGGGGUCACGGUUUUGACUUCAAAGUGGAACAGUGUUUUUACGAUCGUCAUGCUAAUUCCGUGAUUCUUAAAAUAUUCGCUCUGUUGGCUUUCGUGGCCGUUACUGUAUCAUAUUCAGCUAUCUUUUGCUUUGUCAGAAGCCAUCGGCUGAUGAGUCAAGCUCGGCAGUCAGACUCGAUCAAGCUGGCCCACACUUCACUGGUAAUAGUCAUCAGUGUGUAUGUAUGUAUAAUGCCGUACACCGUUGUUACCAUCAUCGACAAAACGGACUCUCUCGGGCAGGAAGUAUAUUUGUUGACCAUCGCGAUUGCUUAUCUAAGCUCCAGUCUCAACUGGAUGAUUUACGGACUGGCAAACCAACAAUUCCGAGCCGCCUUCAAAAACACCCUAAAUUCCAUAAAAUGUUGGAAGUAAAAUCCACGGGGAUUAUGAGAUGAUGUGCCAGGGGCUGAAGGGACUCCGAUUCAUUACAGAAUGACAACUUGAUGGAAGGAUAAUUCUGUUUUUUGUUAACCCAACUUGUUUUCCUGAUCUGAUCUUCAAUCGAAGAUUUUACCCAUGGGGACGAUGUGAACUUCCAGGAUUUUAAAGUACUUUGUAUAUUUCAUUUAUGGCCUAUAUGGCUCUCUUGUGUUCCUAAGAGUUCCGCACUGAGUGUGUGUGGAGACGAAAGUGUUACAAUGUCUGAACUGAGUUUGUUAAGUGCAUGUAUUGGAGUUUGUAUUUAAAAUAGCCUUGUCAUAGAGAAAAGUAACUGGCCGAAACAAGAGGAAAUCGUAUUGUGGUUUGAACCAGCAUAGGAUAAGUGUUACUAAUUCGACCCGAGACAAUGUGGACAAUUUGGCCAACAUUAUUUAUUUGAUUGGUGUAUUAGGCUUUACUUAAGGAUAUUUCACUUAUACAACGGUAGCCAGCAUUAAGGUGG